UUCACCUGAUGACAUCUUUUGGAUAAUUCAUAUAUCAGGAGUGAAGCUUGUCAGACAGCAUCAAAAAGAGAAAAUCAGUAUUGAAAAAAACUGGUUUUAUACACACUAGACAUGAAGUAAUGGUUAUGAACUAUAGCACAGAGCAUUGUUAAAUGUACUUUUGCUAGAACAUAAAUGUUCGUCAUUUCCAAAGUAGUUCACAGCUUUCUAUUUAUUCAAUUGUUCCUGCUUCAGCUGCAUCCGCUGAAGCCGCUGAUUAAAUGGUGCUGAUAAGGCCUAAUUUUGGGACAAGAUCAAAAUGGCAGGGGGAUCCUCCCGCAUUGUCAUGGAAACCUUUGCACACAGCAGCGGCAGCAGGGAUGCAGAGGAAAACGAGGACUCCUGUUAUCCAGACUACGAUGACAAUUUGUACCUGGUCGACGACGAUGAUGAUGACGAUGACGAUAUCUAUCAGGAAUUUGAGGAAUUGGACUUCUUUCAGUUACCUGAUGCCAAAAGCAUCGCUUCGGACGAUUCCUUCUAUCCACCUGAUAAUUUGGUUGUCUCUCAGAGAUCCCCAACCCCUGAGGGUCCAGAGCAUCUCAGUUUUUUUAUGGCAUGCUGCAGUAAUAAUGCCAUCAUUGUCAAAAUUAUGAUCAGGCAAGGAGUCAGUAAAGAGGAAGUUCGAGAAGUGGAUAAAAACAACAGGACUGGUCUGAUUGUGGCGUGUUAUCAGGGCUACGUGGACGUCGUCAUCGCCCUCUCACAGUGUCCAUACAUAAAUGUAAACUGGCAAGACAGCGAGGGCAACACUGCUUUAAUGACAGCUGCACAAGCAGGUCACAUUAUGAUUACCAACUUUUUGCUGAACUACUAUGCUGGGGUGGACAUUGAACUCAGAAACUGUCACGGCUUCACGGCCAUCAUGAAAGCGGCCAUGCAGGGCCGCGCCCACUGUGUCCGUGCCCUUAUGAUGUCAGGUGCGGAUAUUGAGGUGAGGGACUAUGGGCGUAAGCUGAUGCCGCUUGAAUGGGCACUUUUCACAGGUCGCUAUGAGACAGCGCGGAUGAUGCAGAGGCUCAUGGACCGGCCAUGUGCCGAGCAGUUCUGCGACUCAUUCUGUAUGGAGUGGCCCAAGUUGUCUCAACUGGUGUGCCAGGCCAAGGAGCCCCAACCAUGCUGGAGGGAGGUGUCGGAGCGCAUGUGCGGCAGCUUCAACUUCAGGAUGAGGAUGGAGCCUCUGGAGGAGGGUGCGUUAGACUACAUGGUGCGUCUGACCACAGCGCUGGCAAGUCCGCUUGUGGCCACUGCCUGCAGUACAGUAUGCCCAGGCAGCCCCCCAUGUGUAGGCAAACAUCGACCAGCUGUUCCUGAUAUGCUCCAGGACAAUGACAAGCGAAGGGAGGAUCUUAAGGGAAUAGAAAAAUAUAAGUGUCUCUUCCAAAAUGGUCGCGUGCCACUGGUUGUCAAGGAAAGGGAGAAGGGUGCCUGCCGGCAAGUGCCAACGCUGCCAGAUGUGGUACUGGCGUCCAGCAUGACACUGUGGAGGAGCAGCCUGCUGCCACUGCACAUGAUACGCAGGAGAAGCGUGUGCCCAGGUCUUGUGGUGCCCAGGGUACGCAUGUGCAAGGCUCCACCACCAACCUACAUACCUGAGAGGAACCGGUGCAGGAGCAAGAAUUCACAGCACCUGCAGGUGCCCAAGUGGAAGUACAAGCUAUUGAAAAAGGAGAAAGAGCAGGAAAAGCAAAAUGACAAGCUCAGACUUCCUACUGUGAAGAAGAGAUGAGGCAGAGCCGAAAAUUUCAUGUGAUUCAUCUUCCACUGUGAUUCUCUAAUCUGUUCACGCAUAAUAGCAAGGGGAAACUCUCGUCUUUUACCAAAGAUAAGCUGAUGAUUCCUAUAUAAUUGAAGAUUCAGCUUAUAUUUUUCUAACAGAACAGACACAUUACAGAGGAAUAUAUAUAUUUGAAACCAAUGCAGAUGAAUUUUUUUGCGCUCUCAUUGUAAAUAACUUCUCUCAUGGUUUGUGGACACCUGACCAUCAGAUUCACAUGAGCUUUUUUAACACUUCAAUCCACAUUUGGUCCUCACUUGCUGGUAUAAUAACCUCCACUCUUCUGGGAAGAUGUUUCACUGUAUUUUGGAGUGUGCUUGUAGAGAUUUGUUAGUAAAGUCAGGUAUUGAUGUAGGUUGAGGAGCUCUGGGCUGC
Silurus meridionalis is the source of this 2191-nucleotide messenger RNA. RefSeq names its product ankyrin repeat domain 33Bb (gene ankrd33bb). The record is from RefSeq and is a predicted model, not a curated record. The transcript is spliced from 4 exons. Bases 299 to 1768 code for a protein of 489 amino acids. Gene Ontology annotation, molecular function: protein binding. Lineage: Eukaryota; Metazoa; Chordata; Actinopteri; Siluriformes; Siluridae.